Messenger RNA from Candoia aspera, 1756 nucleotides. RefSeq names its product probable acyl-CoA dehydrogenase 6. The coding region runs from base 50 to 1156 and encodes 368 amino acids. NCBI's taxonomy places the organism in Eukaryota, Metazoa, Chordata, Lepidosauria, Squamata, Candoiidae. Gene Ontology annotation, molecular function: flavin adenine dinucleotide binding. Gene Ontology annotation, cellular component: mitochondrion. The transcript has 10 exons. Gene Ontology annotation, biological process: fatty acid beta-oxidation using acyl-CoA dehydrogenase; butyrate catabolic process. The record is from RefSeq and is a predicted model, not a curated record.
UGGAUAUUUGGCGCUAGCUCGGCUCUCUCUUUUCGGCCGUAAAGAGCUAAUGAAGUUGUUAAAACUCCCGCCGCUGCGCUUCGUCGGACUGUCAGCUGCAGGCUUUCCAGAAUGUCGUUCGCUCAGCCCGAACCGCCGCCCUUAUAGCAACGACGUCCCGUCUGGAGACAACCUCUUAUAUACGGCAGAGCAUUUCGCUUUAAGAGCGGCUCUGAAAAAGAUUAUUGACAAGCACAUCAAUCCAUUUGUGGACAAAUGGGAAGAAGAGGGACAGUUUACAGCACACCAAGUUUUAAAAAUUCUUGGGAAAGCUGGAUUUCUUGGAACGGACAAGCCAACUGAAUACGGUGGCCUAGGUUUGGAUUUCUCCUACAGCACUGCAGUGGCAGAAGAACUGGAAAGGGUUCGCUGUGGAGGUGUUCCCAUGGCUAUUGGAGUGCAAGCCAGUAUGGCUACACCAGCUCUUACGAGAUUUGGUUCAGAUGAACCGAAGAAAGAAUUUCUUGCCCCAACUAUAGCUGGAGAUAUUGUGGCUUGCAUAGGAGUGAGUGAAACAGGGGCAGGCUCAGAUGUUGCAAGUAUCAAGACAAAAGCUGUAAGAAAAGGCGAUGACUAUGUUAUAAAUGGUGGCAAAAUGUGGAUCACUUCUGGAUUUCAGGCAGACUGGAUAUGCCUCUUGGCAAACACAAAUGAUGGACCACCCCACAAAAAUAAAUCUCUUCUAUGUCUUCCAAUGAAGCUGCCUGGUGUUCACAUUGCUAAGAAAAUCGACAAGCUGGGUAUGAGAUCAUCUGACACAGCAGAAAUCUUCUUUGAGAAUGUCCGAAUUCUCAGCAAAUACCUCAUUGGGGAAGAAGGAAUGGGAUUUAUUUACCAGAUGUUACAAUUCCAAGAAGAGAGGAUGUGGGGAGUAGCCUCAUUGCUAGUGACUCUAGAAAACCUGAUAAAACGAACUAUUGAUUAUACUUCUCAACGGAAGGCAUUUGGCCAGCCAGUACUUCACAAUCAAACGGUGCAUUUUCAUCUGGCUGAACUAGCGACUGAAAUGGAACUCCUUCGUUCGUUGCUAUAUAGGGCAGUAGGUCUCUACAUACGUGGUAAUGAUGUGACAAAAUUUGCAGCCGUGGCCAAACUAAAGUUAGGUCGUCUGGGUUGAGAGGUUCCAGAUAGCUGUCUCCAGUUCUGGGGAGGAAAGGGGUUCACUAAUGAAGUGCUAAUGAGUAGAAUGUACAGAGAUUUAAGAGUGCUAUCAAUAGGAGGUGGUGCUGAUGAAAUUAUGCUGUCCAUUAUAUGCAAGCACAUGGACAUCUUGCCCAAAAAGAACCAAAAAGGAUGAGCCCUGGAAUUUACAGAACUAUAUGGCAAAAUUGUAGUUAGAAACUCAACUCCACAGUUUUUGAAACUACUUUCUUUCAUAUCAUUUUAUAUUAGUCUGGUCUCGGUAUCUCCAUUGUAGGGGAGGAAUUGUUUCUUCAACAUGUUGUGUUACCUGCCCAUGCAUUUCCUAUCUCUGUCUAGUCCACAGUCCAAAAAACAAGUCUGUAUCUGGUCAUUAUAAGAAUUAACUGAGUACUAUCCAGAAAUUGUGCCUGGUCCCAUACUAAAGUUCCCAAGUAAUUCUGAGAGAAUGUUUUUGCUAAAAACAUCACAAAAUAAAUUGCACUGCCCCCUCUCCAGAUUUUUUUUUUCAUUUUUCAUGGAAGUAACUGUAAAGUAAUAUCAAGUUUUGGGAAGAGGAUACAAUACAGUAUCAGUU